AAAUGAUCGCUGCGACAGCGAGUGUGUGACGUUAAACCCUAAAUCUGGUGUCUUUGUGCAAUCGCAAGAUUCAUUCACUCUCUGCGACACUAAAGAUCGAAACUUUUGAAUUGCAGAAAUGGCGACAGCUUUAGCUUCCAAGCUCUCCAAAGGACGUUCAUUGCUUGGAGGUCUUUGCAAUGCUUUCUCUGGUUUGAUGAAUUCCUCCUCCAAUGGAAUGAUGAAUGGAAGCAUCCUCUCUCAGGUCAAGCCUCUUUUCGCAAAUAUACGUCCUUGAUGAAACUUUCUUCAUAUGCAUUCGUGGGGUAUAACCUGUGAAUUGUGUGUCCUGAUGAUUUCCAAUUCACAGCAACAACAUAGGACAUUCAUUCAAAUGGGGACGAUUCUCAAAUGCGUGGAUAACUCGUGUGCUAAAGAGGUGAUGUGCAUUCAAUCCCUGAGAGGUAAGAAAGGAGCAAGACUUGGCGAUAUCAUUGUUGGUUCAGUGAAAGAAGCUAACCCAAUUGUUCAAAAAAAAGUAAAGAAAGACGCUAUCCCAAAAGGUAAAGUGAAGAAAGGGAUGGUCGUGUACGGUGUGGUUGUGCGUGCUGCGAUGCCUAAAGGACGUGCUGAUGGAAGCCAAGUCAAGUUUGAUGACAAUGCCAUUGUAGUUGUUGGCAUUAAGGAAAAGAAAGGGCAGAAUAAUUCACAUGGUUCCAAGAGGAAAAUGGAGUACAACCAACCGACUGGUACCCGAGUGUUUGGUCCUGUCCCGCACGAGAUGCGCCUCAGGAAACAGCUCAAGAUCCUUUCUUUGGCUCAGCACAUUGUUUGAGACAAUACACCACACUAAAACAUCAGUUAUGAUCUCCUUUAUGUGACUCUCUUUGAUCCAUUCAUCACUUGGGUUUCUGUUGAUUCUUCAACUAUCCAACUCAUUAUUUUUGUUAAUUCUAAUGAAUUAUGAAACCUUAACGUACCAAUUAUGAUCUCUUAUUUAGGUUUCUUUUAAUUGUUAAACUCUACUCUCUUAGUAAAAAAAGCAGGGGAAAUAGCUUUAAACAA
Messenger RNA from Arabidopsis thaliana (thale cress), 1044 nucleotides. RefSeq names its product Ribosomal protein L14p/L23e family protein (gene HLL). The record is from RefSeq and is marked reviewed. The transcript has 2 exons. Gene Ontology annotation, biological process: translation. NCBI's taxonomy places the organism in Eukaryota, Viridiplantae, Streptophyta, Magnoliopsida, Brassicales, Brassicaceae. Gene Ontology annotation, molecular function: structural constituent of ribosome. The coding region runs from base 293 to 814 and encodes 173 amino acids. Gene Ontology annotation, cellular component: ribosome; mitochondrion.